AUGAUCGUUGGUGGCGUCGACUCUGCCAGCAUUUACGUCAGUUGGCAGAAGCCGGAGGGCAUGAUGAAUGGCAUCACGCUAUACAAGGCCUUGGCGAGGGAAGCCUCCAGAGCAGUGGAGCAGACUCAAGAGCACUUUUGCUUCGCUGACGCGUCGCUCGAGGAGUUGGGGUGUUCCAUCAGUGGACUCACAAAACCAGUAAACAUCGUGCUGAUCAUCGUCGGAGUUGUCCUUGCUCUUGCCGUUCUCGUCGUCGUUUUGUUCUUCGUUCUACAACCAAGAAGACGUGCAAACCGCAACCAUAGUCCCUCAGAAUAUUUGGAAGCCGCUUCAAAAGACCGACCUACUCCUGUGGACUUCGCCAACAUCUCUAGGGUAACAUCACGGCUAGAUGAUGAAAAUGGCUGGAGCUACCUAUUUGAGCUCCUGAAAACCCUUGCCGAUGAACAGGAACGGGCAGCCCAACUCACCCAAAAUGCUGGAAGUAGCCAAUUCAAUCUCAACAGAUACGUCGAUAUGCUGCCAUAUGACCAAUCGAUGGUGAUUUUGGGCAGGAAAUGGUCAGUGCUGCUGAAGAAUCCCAGACCGACAGUCGUGAGUGGUCCCCUCUCGUCCUCCUACAUCAACGCCUCCUACGUGAGACCACCCAACUACACGGCGACAGGCGCUGCCGUGGCGUCGAGUCAGGACACCCAACCGGAGUACAUCGCAGCCCAGGGUCCACUGCCUCACACCGUCGCGGACUUCCUCACGAUAAUCUACGAACAGAGGUGUCCCCACAUCGUCAUGCUCUGCAACAUCGAGGAGAACAGCAGCCCGAAAUGUGCCAGGUAUUGGCCUGCCCAGGCCACAGAAACAUUCGUCUCCGAUGGUCGAAGUGUUAUCGUGACCAAAGUGGGAGAGCAGAUAACACCAAACUUUACGUACCGUGAAUUCACCAUUCUGCCAUCGGACGAGAAGGAGGCGAUUAAGCAGAUUCACUUCACCCUCUGGAACGAUUAUGGAGCACCUCCAGUUGAGCAGAUAUACGCAGUCAUCUUGAAGCACCUCUCGUUUUUGGAACAAACGCCGAUUGGCUCCUAUGGUCCCCCACUUGUGCACUGCAGGGUGAAACAGCCUCAAGCGCACUCCCUCUUGUAUCCUAUUAGCGCUGGCGUGGGGAGAACCGGAACCUUCAUUUGUGCUCGCUACAUACUCGAGCGACUACGCAAGGACGCCUCAACAAUCGACGUGUUCGGUACUGCACUGGCCGUUCGACGGUGGCGAAAGAGCCUCGUUCAAACAGCGGUACUCUGUGAUUUUAUCUCUGCUUUCUGCUACAAAAUAUGGUUUUUAGCCGUUUGGAACCUUUGUCGCGUGCGGUAUCUUUUGCUGUGUGAUGUGCAAUUGAAUUUCCUGUACUUGUUUGCGGAAUACUGCAUCGCUCGCGAAGGUAUCCAACCUGUUGCUAGGAAACCACAAGGCGAUGAAUAUGACACGGCGGUCUCAAGAUCUCGAAGUAAGUACGCUCCGGUUCGUUUGGUAAUGCCUAGGCAUUGUGUUUGUAAUUUCAUUUGA
Mesocestoides corti is the source of this 1557-nucleotide messenger RNA. The record is from the annotation of a GenBank genome assembly. Lineage: Eukaryota; Metazoa; Platyhelminthes; Cestoda; Cyclophyllidea; Mesocestoididae.